UUAUGUCAACUUGUGCGAUAUAUAAGCCAAAGCUGGUAGAUUUAAUGAUGUGAAAACAAUUAAAUCACUAAUGAAAGAAAGAGGGAUAAUAAAGGAAGUCGCAGGUUGUAGCAUCAUUGAACUCGAUGGAGUAGUUUUUGAAUUCUCAGUGAGAGGGUCCCUUGAUACGAAGUAUUGUGGGUCUUGAGUCAGCUGAAUAAUGAGGCCUAGUUAGAUUGAAAGGAAUGGGCUUUCGUAAAUCAGAGUAAUGAGAAUCAUGAAGGCCAGUUGUGACAUCACAGUAAUGAAAAAUCAUGAAAGUCAGCUGUGUGCAGAUUUCCUAUUGAGGUAGCCAACUGGAAAUAUCGAUUUAACUACCACAAGCAGUGUCCGCCAGUCGGUCAGGAAGUUUUCAUUCUCUGAAAAUUUUACCAGUCAAUAAUGAAAAGAGACUUUGUUUCAAGAAUUCUGGAGUUGGAUGAGACUGAUCCAAAGUACUUAAGAGACAUGGUCCUCAGCUUUAUGGUUGCUGGAAAAGACUCACUGGCUGUCACUCCUUCAUGGGUUUUUUUUGUAUGAUGUGCAAGCAUCUCCAUAUACAAGAAAAAAUUGCACGGGAAGUUAGAGAAGUAGUAAAUCUGAAAGACUAUUCAAGUGUUGAUGAGCUUGCAGCAGCCUUACUGAUGAAGCCCUUAAGAGAAUGCAGUAUCUCCAUGCGGCCUUGACUGAAACAGUCAGACUCUAUCCUGCAGUUCCAAUGGAUGUGAAAAAUGUGUUUUUCCGAUGAUACUUGGCCAGAUGGAUUUAGUUUUUAGAAAAGGAGAUGUAGUAACAUACCAACCUUUCGCCAUGGGCAGGAUGAAAUUUCUAUGGGGUGAUGAUGCAUAAGAGUUUCGGCCAGAAAGAUGGCUCGACCGAAAAGGCCAAUUCCAAGAUGAAAGCCCUUUCAAAUUCACCGCCUUCCAGGCUGGUCCAAGAAUAUGUCCAGGACAGGAACAUGCUUAUAUGUAUAUGAAGAUCUUUGCUGCUGUGCUUCUAGGCAGUUAUAUGCUUAUGCCCUUUCCCUAAGCACCUUUCAUGUAUUGGCCACUUCAGCAAUUCUGUUAGCCAUCUUUAUGUUUAGACCUCAUGCUGGAAGAUUAUGUGAGAAGAGAAAGAGAUCCCAUCCUAUUGCCGGAACUGUCUUAAACCAACUGAUCAACUUCCCUCGGCUGCACGAUUACAUGACUGAGCUUGCAUGCAAAUACAGAACUUACAGGUUGCUUGGCAUUUUCAGAAGUGAGGUUUACACCUCAGAUCCUGCAAAUGUUGAAUACAUGCUCAAAGCAAACUUUGCAAAUUACGGCAAGGGCUUGUACCACCACGACAUUUUGUCGGAUAUUGCAGGGGAUAGUAUUUUCACUGUGGAUGGGGAAAGUUGGCAACAUCAGAGGAAGUUAUCAAGCUACGAAUUCUCAACAAAAAUAAUGAGAGACUUCAGCCUGCAAAUCUUCAAAACCAAUGCAGUAAAACUUGCUGAAAUAAUUUCUAAAGCUGUAAGCUGCGACCAAGCAAUAGAAAUCCAAGAUUUGUUUAUGAAGUCAUUCCUAGACUCAAUCGUCAGAAUUCUUCUUGGUAUCAACCUAGACACCAUGAGUGGAACAAAUGAAGAAGGUGUCCGGUUUUCCUAUGUCUUUAAUGAAGUAAACGAACUUAUUCUAUAUCGUUAUGUUGAUUUCUUCUGGAAGAUCAAGCGGUUCUUCAACAUUGGUUCUGAAGCAGUGCUAAAAAAUCAUAUCAAAGUCAUAGAUCAAUUCAUGUAUAAAUUAAUAAAAAUCAAAAUGGAUGCAGUCCAUAAGUCGGAUGAAAGGCUACCACUAAAGAAAAGAGACUUUGUUUCAAGGCUUUUGGAAAUGAAAGAUACCGAUCCAAAGUAUAUUAAAGACAUGGGGGUUAAUUUUAUUAUUGCCGGGAAAGACACUGUGGCUACUGCUCUUUCUUGGCUUUUUUAUAUGCUCAGCAAGUAUCCUCGUAUACAAGAAAAGAUUGCGCAGGAGGUUAGAGAAGCAACCAAUCUGAAAGGUAAUUCAAGUGUGGAUGACUUUGCUGCCAGCCUUACUGAAGAAGUCCUCGACAAAAUGCAAUAUCUUCAUGCAGCUUUGACUGAGACUCUCAGACUCUACCCUGCAGUUCCAGUGAAUGCAAAGGUCUGUUUUUCUGAUGAUACCUGGCCAGAUGGAUUCAGUGUAAAGAAAGGGGAUAUGGUGGCGUACCAACCUUAUGCCAUGGGCAGGAUGAAGUUUCUAUGGGGUGAUGAUGCAGAAGAGUUUCGGCCAGAGAGAUGGCUCGAUGAAUAUGGCAUUUUCCAGCCAGAAAGCCCUUUCAAAUUCACAGUCUUUCAGGCUGGUCCCAGGAUUUGUUUAGGAAAAGAAUUUGCUUAUAGGGAGAUGAAGAUCUUUUCUGCUGUGCUUUUAGGGAACUACAUAUUCAAGCUAAGUGAAAAGAAAACUGGGGUCAAUUACAAGACCAUGAUCAAUCUCCAUAUUGAAGGGGGACUUUACGUGCUUGCCUCUCCAAGAUUGGAGCUUGAAGGAUCUUAUUGCGUUUAG
This is a messenger RNA of Argentina anserina (silverweed cinquefoil), 2567 nucleotides long. RefSeq names its product cytochrome P450 704C1-like. Lineage: Eukaryota; Viridiplantae; Streptophyta; Magnoliopsida; Rosales; Rosaceae. Gene Ontology annotation, molecular function: iron ion binding; oxidoreductase activity, acting on paired donors, with incorporation or reduction of molecular oxygen; monooxygenase activity. The transcript is spliced from 11 exons. The record is from RefSeq and is a predicted model, not a curated record. The coding region runs from base 960 to 2567 and encodes 535 amino acids.